UUUUUGUUUUUGUAUAGAUAGUUAAGUCGUAGAAAGAAGAGUAAGAGCAAAAAAGAAAAAGGCAGAUUAACGUACCUGAAUAAUGAGGGUUUAUCUUGUUCUUGAGAUUCUUUGAAUGAAGAAUAUCAAUGGCUGAUUUCACAGUGGAUGUAGGCGUUUUCUGUGCCGAACAUUCUAAAUCUUGAGUAUCUUCUUCUCUCUUUUAUCUCUGCAUCUCAUUUCUUGAUUUUUAGUUGAGUGAUUUGGUUGAUUUCGGAUCUAAGUUCUAGAUGUGUUGAGAGAGAGAGUUCAAGGCGAGUCUUCUUCAUUAAUUACAUGCUGAAAAAGAUUUUUUCCCAAUAAAUUUUGGUAAAUUUAAUCUUUCUAGUUGCCUUUAAGACUUUCUGCCAUGUGUCUUUCAUGCUAGCCUCCUCUUGUUCCAUUGAAAAGCUUUAGUUUGUGAGUUUUCAUUAUCGACGUCGACACUCAGAUAUUAGAAGUUUGCUUCCUCCGUUGUCAAAGAAAAAUGGAAGUGUGUAUAUAUACCUGUGUAAAGUUGUAAAUAAAUCAUAAAAUUAAUACAAACCUUACUGAAAAUAUGCACAUCUCAAUAUUUUUCUUUUUGAUUUUUUUUAAACCUUAUUUAUCAUUUUUAAAUUUUUAAUUAUGUACUCUAAGACAGGGUAACCACUAUUAAAAAUUAUAUAGUUUUCUUUACAUAUAUUUUAUAAAGACAAUAACGAACCCCUCUUGGAUCUAUACUAAAUCUAUCGGUAAUUGAUAUAUUAAACUUAACGUUUUACUUAUUGAAAUAUGUCAGACAACAAUUUUAAGUUCAACUAGAGGUAGAGGGUUCAUUUGAAACAUUGAGCAUAGUUAAUGAAACAGACACCAAAUAUCAUCUCAAUUGUUGAAAAAAAAACAAUAAAUAAAUAAAGCUAUGGAUGGAAAGUGACAUACAAGAGUGGACCAAGUUUAUGUUAAGGAUUCAUUAUGAAGAUAAUAGAAAAAGAAGAAAAAUAGUAAUGAAGAAGAGAGAGAUUUUAAAAAAGAAAUGUCAAAAUGAAAAUAAAUGGAAGAGGAGAAGGUGUCACAUUAUCCACCUAUAAAACCACAUGUAACUGACUACUCUUUGCACAACACAACCACACACACACACAGUAGUGUUUACUUGAAGGAUUAUUAAUCCCAUCAAAAUUCAAAAACAUGGCCGCUGAGGGGACUUCAACAACAACCCUUCUUGAUCUUCCUGAUAAAUACAGAGUUUUCUUGCAUUUGGAGCCUCCAUCUAUUAGUUGGAGGCAUGGUAAACCCCCAACUUAUGGAAUUGUUAACCAGCUUUUUGAAGAGGGAAGAACCAAGGAAUGGCCAAAAGGAUCCUUAGAAGAAACAGUUCAAAAUGCUGUCAAAUCAUGGGAAAUGGAGCUUUCCCACAAGAUUAAAUUACAGGAUUUCAACACCAUAAACCCUCGCAAGUUCAAGCUUUUCGUUAAUGGAAGAGAAGGACUUUCAGGAGAAGAAACACUGAGAAUUGGAAGCUACAAUGCAUUCCUGAAGAGUCCUUUACCAGAGGAAUUUCAAUAUUACAAAGCAGAGGAAGAGACAUUUGAAUCAUCUCACGAAGCAUUUAGGUCUUGUUUUCCAAGAGGAUUUGCAUGGGAAGUUAUUGAAGUUUAUUCACCUCCUCCUUUGAUUGCCUUCAAGUUUAGGCAUUGGGGUUUCUUUGAAGGACCUUUCAAAUCACAUUCCCCAACUGGUGAAUUGGUUGAAUUCUAUGGCUUGGCAACUCUCAAGGUUGAUGAAGCACUGAAGGUUGAAGAAGCUGAAGUGUAUUAUGAUCCAGCUGAGCUAUUUGGAGGUCUUUUGAAGGGGAAAAUUACUGCCUCAGAAUCCCAAAGCAAAGAGAAUGUGAAAGAGGAUUUAGCAGCUUCAGUUGGCUGUCCAUUCUUCAAGCCAAAGGAGUAAUCAAAUAGUCAAUGCAACCUUCAAUAAUAAAUUCUAUGUACCAAAUUCCUAAAGGGAAAACUUGGGUUUCCAGAUAGGCUCACACAUCAGAGCAUUAUCUACUUCUGUUGGUUUGUUUAGUAGAUGCAGUAACACAGAAGUACUAAUAUAAAUCUUCCAAUGCUAUGAAUGAUUAUAUGAGUUAAGCUAGAACGCUACAACCAACCUAUUUCAAAAACUUCAAAAAUCAUUGUUCAAUCAACUUGCAUUGAUUUCAUAA
Messenger RNA from Cucumis melo (muskmelon), 2203 nucleotides. Its product is annotated as pathogen-related protein. The coding region runs from base 1186 to 1944 and encodes 252 amino acids. The transcript is spliced from 4 exons. The record is from RefSeq and is a predicted model, not a curated record. NCBI's taxonomy places the organism in Eukaryota, Viridiplantae, Streptophyta, Magnoliopsida, Cucurbitales, Cucurbitaceae.